AGGUUAUCUUGAAAACACAGUCGUUUUGGUAGAAAAGAGGAAACACUAGAUCGGAAUUUCACGAGAGAGAAACAUUCUCUCGGCUCCGAAACGCAUUCAAUCGCUCUCUUUCUCACUCGGUUACUUUCAGCUGCAUCAACCAAUCUCGUAAACUUACCAAAAGUAAUCACCUUUAAUCAUCCAACAUGUUCAAGAAGUUUUCAUUGGAGGAGAUUUCAUCGCAAAACCAAGUAAAGGCUUCUGUUCAACGUAGGAUUCGACAGAGUAUUCAAGAAGAGUACCCGGGACUUGAAACAGUGCUGGAGGAUCUACUUCCCAAAAAGUCUCCUCUCAUUGUUGUGAAGUGCCCAAACCAUCUGACCCUUGUUGUUGUCAACAAUGUCCCCCUCUUUUUCUGUAUCCGUGAUGGUCCAUACAUGCCAACUCUGCGGCUUCUUCAUCAAUACCCAAAUAUAAUGAAGAGAUUUCAAGUUGAUAGAGGUGCCAUAAAGUUUGUUUUCUCUGGUGCAAACAUAAUGUGUCCUGGUCUCACAUCCCCUGGAGGUGUUCUGGAUGAAGAAGUUGAGGCAGAAAGGCCAGUGGCUAUAUAUGCAGAAGGAAAGCAACAUGCCUUGGCAAUAGGCUUCACCAAAAUGUCAGCCAAGGACAUUAAGAGCAUCAACAAGGGAAUCGGAGUGGACAACAUGCAUUACCUCAACGACGGUCUCUGGAAGAUGGAACGGCUUGAUUGAAGUCGCAUAUCAUGUGAAUCACCGUGGGAAAAGAUAUAAUAUUGUCUCAUUUUAUGUGUUUCUAAACUUAUGGAGCGUUUGUUCGGAUCUCAACCUUAGCAUCUGUUCUCAAAUAUUUGAUGUUUUGUUUUAUGAGAGGACAUCAACCUUAGCUAAGGCUAAUACAGCUUCUAAUUAUUUUUGCUAGUUCCGUACAAUCAUGCCUAUAAUUACACCUUUGAACAUACGAUCACUAAUCGUAACUGUUUCAAAAUAAGCAUGAUUGAAG
Eruca vesicaria subsp. sativa (arugula) is the source of this 999-nucleotide messenger RNA. The record is from the annotation of a GenBank genome assembly. NCBI's taxonomy places the organism in Eukaryota, Viridiplantae, Streptophyta, Magnoliopsida, Brassicales, Brassicaceae.